Molecule: messenger RNA, 1835 nt
Organism: Mauremys mutica (yellowpond turtle)
Lineage: Eukaryota; Metazoa; Chordata; Testudines; Geoemydidae
Gene: GGT6
Product: gamma-glutamyltransferase 6
Exons: 4
Coding region: 30-1715 (561 amino acids)
Cellular component (GO): extracellular exosome
Source: RefSeq, a predicted model, not a curated record
AGCCGCGGCAGGUGCGGGGCCCGGCCGGCAUGGAGGCGGCGGCCCCGGCCCGGUACCAGGCCCGGUACCAGCGGCUGCGGGACAGCGACAGCGACGGGGAGGAGGCGGUGGAGCUGCGGACCGGACCGGGCCGAUCCCCGCUGCAGGCGCUGCUUCACCAGCACCACCGGGAGACCUGCGCCCGCAUCUCCUCGGCCCUGGUGCUGCUGGCGCUGGUGCUGGCCUUGGCCUUUUACCAGAUGACCUCCGGGGGCUCCUCGUGGCUGGGCGGCGCCCAGGCUCACAGGCAGGAUGGUGGCGCUGGGCAGAUGGGGGCGCAGGAGCAGCCUGGAGACGUCCCAUCUGCGGCUCACAUGCAUGCACGGGGCGUUUACCAUCAUGCCACCCUCAUCACCAGCUCCAAGACCUGCUCCCGCCUGGGGAAGGACCUGCUGGUGGCCGGAGGGAACGUGGUGGAUGCUGGGAUUGCAGCUGCGCUCUGCCUGGGGCUGGUCCACCCGCAUGCCACGGGGCUGGGUGGUGUGUUCUCAGCCCUGCUGCACAAUGCCUCGUUGGGCCGCACCGUGGCGCUGAACGCCGUCCCGCACCGUGGCUUCUCUCGGCGCUACGGGCUCCCCGUGGCCCUGCCAGGCCUGCACCUGCUGCACCGGCACUUUGGCCGCCUGGCCUGGCCGCGCCUGCUGGAGGGGCCGGCGGUGCUGGCGCAGCGAGGCGUCCGCGUGGACCGGGAGCUGGCUGCAGCCCUGCAGGAGAGCGCGGGCGCGGUGAAGGCCUCAGGCCUCUGCAGCCUCUUCUGCGACGGGGCCGGGGAGCUGAAGGGCCAGGGCGCGUUGGUCACCCAGCCCCGGCUGGCGGCCCUGCUCCGGGCAGUGGCAUCGGGGGACGAGGCCCUGCCCCGGGCCCUGGCCCCGGACCUGCCCCCUGCCGAGCGGGAGCCCUUCCUGCAGGCCAUGGGGGACUUGGGGCUGGAGCUGCAGAGCCCCCUGGCCAUGCAGCUGGGUGACACCUGGCUGCAUGGAGCCCCGGCCCCCGCCGCCGGCAGCCUGCUGGCCGGCGUCCUCGAGGAGGUGCGGGCAGCCGAGCCCAGGGCCGCGCCCGAGCCCUGCCUGAGGGCCCUGAGCGCGGCCUGGCGUGGCUACUCCCGGGCGCUUGGGGGGGCCGGGGCUGGGGGCCCCUCACCCCAGCCCGCUCGCCCUGGCAGGGCCCCCUCGCCCGUGGGCAGCCACCUGGCAGUGGCAGACAGCCAGGGGAACGUGCUGCUGCUCUCGGCCUCUCUCAACAGCUCCUUCGGCUCCAGGUUCCUGGCGCCCGCCUCGGGCAUCGUGCUGAGUGACCUGACAGCGCCCGCGGGGCCUGGCCUGCUCUCCUGGGCCUGCCCCGUGGUGCUGAGCCGGGGGGAGGAGGGGACAGUGGUGGGGCUGGGGGCCACGGGGGGCAGUGCGGCCCCCCUGGCCCUGGCCCAGGCCAUUAUAAACCAGGUGUACCUGGGGCAGCCCCUGCAGGAGGCGCUGGAGAGCCCACAGCUGCAGCUCAGGGGCGGGGGGGAUGGGGCCUCCCAGGGCUGUGGGCCGGGCACCCUGUCAAAUCUGUCCAGUGGCGAGUGGGCGGGGGGGGCCCCGCAGGCGGGCCCCUGGGUGCUGCAGGUGGCAUCACAGGGUGAGCACGCACGUGCCUUCGCCGCCCCGGCCACGUGCUGCCAUCACGAGGGGUAUUAGCCCCAGGGGCCAUGCUCAGAGCUCGGGGCACACGGCGCUGCUGUGCCCAGUGCGCCGUGGGCCCCAAGCUGUCUCUGCCCACAUAGUGCCGGGGGCACAGGGUGAGUGGCUGGUUCUGGC